AUUUCGUAUUUCUUAUUUCUUUAAAAGUAAAUGCAGGUUAUAGAGGGAGAUGUAUUAUUUUUUAAAUGUAAACGAAGCAUCCAGUUAUGAACAGCGUGUAUUGAGCAAACAAGAAAAGGGGGUCGACAGCACCCAUUGCGGAAGUUGGUCCGUGUUAUCGACACUCGCGGCAGUCUUGGAGAUAGAGAGUGGACUAGCUUCACCAUGUCGAGCACAAUAAAGAGCCUCAAAGUUACUUUCAACGAGAACGGAGUAAGUAAUACGUUUACCAGUGGUGACAGCGUGACUGGAAAUGUCACUGUGGAAGUGAGCAAGGACUGCGAAGUGGAGUACCUCUACGUGAAAUUUAAGGGGAAAGCCGAGGUGUUGUGGACCGAGAGGCACGGUAAAACUACCGUCACGUACCACUCAAAGGACAAGUACUUCAGCAUCAGACAUUACUUUAUUCGAGACAAAAAUUCCUCAGGAGGUGACGAUCAAUCACUACUGACGAACCACAAUGGAGAAACAUACAGUAACGUACUUGCUGUUGGAAUUCAUGUCUACCCCUUCAGCUUUCAGUUCCCUUUGCAGGACAUGCCCUCGUCCUUCAAAGGUUCUGCUGGUAAAGUUGUGUACCUGCUGGAAACCAAGCUGAGCAGAUCGAUGAGGUUUAGCACAACGGAUACUAUCAAGAUCCCCUAUGUGACACAAGCUGGGCCAAACAUUAUGCAUGAACUAAUGGCACCGCAGCACGAGUGUAAAGAUAAAAAAAUGAGCCUGUUCAACUCAGGAACUGUAGCCAUGGAUGUCAAUCUUGAAAAAACAGGUUUCUUCCAAGGAGAGGGCUUAAAGGUUGUGGCAUUCAUUCAGAACAACUCUUCUCGUGAAAUCAAACCCAAGUACUGCAUCUACAGAAAGCACAGCUUCUUUGCGAGAGGGAAGAGAAGGCUUGAUACUAAAGACCUCUUUAAAGAGGUUGGAGAGCCUAUCGCUCCAUCUACCAAUCAAACAGUUACGAGGAUCAUCACAAUCCCACAUGAUGUGGAACCUUCCAUCCUCAACUGUAGCAUCCUCAAGGCAGAGUACAGACUUAGGGUUUAUCUGGAUGUAAAGUACGCUUCAGACCCAGAGAUCAAGUUUCCCAUAACCAUCCUUCCAGCCCCUCAGGUGUCUGCCAUGGAACCAAGCCUGCCCGUUGCUUCUGCUGGAUUUGAAUUUGGAGCCUUUGGAAGCCAAAACCCUCCAAUGUGGAGCACUGUGCCACCAUCACAACCUUUCAAUCCCCCUCCUCCCUAUGAAGCUCAUGCGAUAUACCCUACAUUGACAGAUUUUGGUGGUAAAUAUCAAUGAUAUUAUUGUCCGGAUGCUUGUACACCAAGGGCCUGAUCUACUAAGAUCCCAAAUAACAAGCGCUAGAUUGCGUGACUAAACAAAACAAUUACACAUACUAUACGUGAGCAUGUUGCGGUCGCUCUACUUUGAUUGCUAGCUCAAUUUUUAACAGGUGCAAAAGUGGUGUGGACCGCCCUAUUUAAUUGAGGAUUUUGCGUGUGCCACCAUGGAGAGUUUUGGGAGAGCAGAGUGGCUGUAAAAUGAGGUCGUGGUGAAAGAUGCAAAUAAACACGCAAGUGGACUCCAGCAUCAUAAUAUUGCUAUAUUAGUGUAUUUUGUCAUUUAAUAUAUAAUGUAUGUUUUACACUACAACCUAUUAAAUUGUGAUUGAUUAGGGUAUGAUAUUAUUGUGAACUCAAAAUAGAAGGCAUAUUUUAGUUAUUAGUUAGUUAUUUCACAAUUUUUUGUUAAGUACAUAAUUCCACAUGUGUUCAUAGUUUUAAGAACCUACAAUGUAAAUAGUCAUGAAAAUAAAGAAAACGCAUUGAAUGAGAAGGUGUGUCCAAAAUUUGGCCUGUACUGCUUGGGUUUUUAUACACGCAAACCUUUAGUAGAUCAGGCUCUUGUAGUACAGCUACUUCUGCUCAUUUGACCUACAGUAUAUACGUAUCAUUAUUUAACUAUCCUAGUUUGUAUUGGUUUGUCCAGUCAAGAUCUAUGGUCAUAUAUUUGCAAAUGUAUUUAAAAUGACGUAUGAGGAAAUAAGUGAUUUUCAAGUAGGUUGCUUUUUUUGUAGCCAGUGAUGAUUUGCCUGAUUACUGUAUCAUACUAUUUUAUAUAUUUUGCCUAGUAUUUUCUACGUUUGUAAGUAAUAAUGCAUGUGUAACUACAUUUCUGAUCAAUGAUCACUGAUUACGGAAUCAAUACUCUGAUGUGUCCUUGUGCUACGUUACAUUUCACUGCCCCGCUUCAUAAAUAAAGAGUAACUAUAUAUUAUAAUGU
Dunckerocampus dactyliophorus (ringed pipefish) is the source of this 2316-nucleotide messenger RNA. Its product is annotated as arrestin domain-containing protein 3-like. The transcript has 7 exons. Bases 205 to 1332 code for a protein of 375 amino acids. The record is from RefSeq and is a predicted model, not a curated record. Gene Ontology annotation, cellular component: plasma membrane; cytoplasm. Gene Ontology annotation, biological process: protein transport. Lineage: Eukaryota; Metazoa; Chordata; Actinopteri; Syngnathiformes; Syngnathidae.